AUGGUCGCGCUGCAUCCACCGCCGCCCUUCUCGAUGAACCACCCGGCCUUCUCGUCGGCCGCGUUCCUCCAGGGCCCCAGCACCUCGACCGUCGUCCAGGAGUACGGCGUCGAGUCUGCAGCAGGCGGCAACGGCGACGCGAGCGCUGCGCAGCUCGAGGGCGAGAGUUGGCGCGGAGGCUUCUCUGGAGGGUCGGCCGUCGGGGUCCACUCGGCGCCGCGCGUGUCGUACUACUUCCCGCAAGGCGAGCGACACCCGAUGAAGCCGCACCGCCUCACCUUGACCAACCACCUCGUGCUCGGCUACGGCCUGCACAAGCGCAUGGACGUGUUCCAGCCUCGGUCGGCGACCAAGGAGGAGCUCGAGGCGUUCCACGACGAGGACUACGUCGACUUUCUCGCGCGCGUCACGCCCGACAACGUGCGGCACUUUACCUCGGUCCUGUCGCGGUUCAACAUUGGCGACGACUGCCCGAUCUUUAGCGACAUGUACUCGUACUGUCGACAGUACGCCGGCGCGAGCCUGAUGGCGGCUCGCAAGAUCGUCAGCGGCUCGACCGACAUCGCCGUCAACUGGACCGGCGGGCUCCACCACGCCAAGAAGAGCGAGGCGAGCGGGUUCUGCUACGUCAACGACAUCGUCCUCGCCAUCCUCGAGCUCCUCCGCACGCACGCCCGGGUCCUGUACAUCGACAUCGACAUCCACCACGGCGACGGCGUCCAGGAGGCGUUCUACAACACGAACCGGGUCCUCACCAACUUUUCGCUCAACGUGCCGCUCCAGGACGGCAUCGACAACGAGUCGUACGUGGCCCUGUUCAAGGCCAUCAUGGAGCCGACGAUCCACACGUUCCGGCCCGACGCCAUCGUGCUCCAGUGCGGCGCCGACUCGCUCGGGUGCGACCGCCUCGGGUGCUUCAACCUGUCGAUCGCGGCGCACGGCGAGUGCGUGCGCUUCAUCAAGUCGUUCGCGCUCCCGCUCGUCGUCCUCGGCGGCGGCGGCUACACGAUCAAGAACGUGUCGCGGUGCUGGGCGUACGAGACGGCCGUCUGCCUCGGCGUCGAGCAGGACCUGCCCAACGCGCUCCCGCACACGGCGUACGACGACUUUUUCGCGCCCGACUGGAAGCUGCACCCCGAGCUCGCGUCGGGCCGCAACCGGCUCGAGAACCUCAACUCGCGCCGGCAGCUCGAGCGCAUCCGGGUCGCGUGCCUCGAGCGGCUGCGGUACAUGCACGGCGCGCCGAGCGUCCAGAUGCACGAGGUGCCGCCGAGCCUCGCCCAGUGGCUCGCCGACGAGGACGGGCGCGACGAGCAGCGCGAGCGAGACGAGGACGGCGCGCACGCCCCGGACGGGCGCAGCGACGCGCACCGGGCCGCCAACGACUACUUCUCGCACGACGGCGACCGAGAAGGCGACGCCGUCGGCGGCCGGACGUCGUCGAGCGGGCUCGCAGGCGGGAGCGGCGCACCACCGCCGACGCCGGCCGCGACGUCGUCGACGACGACGACGACGGCCGGAGCGAGUUUGGCGACGACGGCGGGCAGCAAGAAGCGGCGCAAGGUCGCAGCAGCAGGUGCUGCGGGAGGAGCGGGAUCGUCGGCGGCAGGAGGAGGAGUCAAGCCGGUGAGAAUCGAAGCGGGAGGAGCCGAGGACGAGGCAUGAGCGAGGGCGAGGAGGAGCGACGAAGGGCGGCGAUGGGGACGGGCGGGACACUUGCAAGUUG
Molecule: messenger RNA, 1726 nt
Organism: Rhodotorula graminis WP1
Lineage: Eukaryota; Fungi; Basidiomycota; Microbotryomycetes; Sporidiobolales; Sporidiobolaceae
Exons: 5
Coding region: 1-1665 (554 amino acids)
Molecular function (GO): histone deacetylase activity
Source: RefSeq, a predicted model, not a curated record